Molecule: messenger RNA, 2134 nt
Organism: Saimiri boliviensis boliviensis (Bolivian squirrel monkey)
Lineage: Eukaryota; Metazoa; Chordata; Mammalia; Primates; Cebidae
Gene: GJB6
Product: gap junction protein beta 6
Biological process (GO): gap junction-mediated intercellular transport; cell-cell signaling
Cellular component (GO): connexin complex
Molecular function (GO): gap junction channel activity
Source: RefSeq, a predicted model, not a curated record
UCCCGCAGCCCUCCCGAGCCGCGUCAGGGCAGAGGCGGGGUGGGGCGCGGUUAAAAGGCGCAGCAGGUGGGAGCCGGGGCCUUCACCCGAAGCCCGACGAGAGCCCGACAGCCGGCGGCGCCAGAGCGGGACCCGCCUGCCCGGCCGGAGCGAAGGGUGCCGCCCCCGCGCAGAGCCCGGGCCGGGGCCGCCGGCCACAGAGCAGUCUUAGGAAGGAAAAGAAGGAGGGAAGAUCUGGCUAAACACUUUCGGUUGUGACGAAAGGAAAAUUCUAACUUGCACGCCCUCUUCGUGGAUCUCUAAUUGAGUUUGGGUAUACCAGGUGACAUCCUCACUGACUUCCAGAAACAGAGGAAAGAUUGUCGUUCAUCUCUUCACAGUGCACUGCUGGCUUCCAGGCACUCAAGUGCAGUAGGAGAAGGAGGUCUGAAGCCCUCGCAGAGGGACCUUGCUCUCAUUCUUCGAGUCUGAAACGCUGGGAGUCCUUGGAAAAAAAGACAGGGUGAAACCGGCACAAUGGAUUGGGGGACCCUGUACGCUUUCAUCGGGGGUGUCAACAAACACUCCACCAGCAUCGGGAAGGUGUGGAUCACCGUCAUCUUUAUCUUCCGAGUCAUGAUCCUCGUGGUGGCUGCCCACGAGGUGUGGGGUGACGAGCAGGAGGACUUUGUCUGCAACACGCUGCAACCGGGUUGCAAAAAUGUGUGCUACGACCACUUCUUCCCGGUGUCCCACAUCCGGCUCUGGGCCCUCCAGCUGAUCUUCGUCUCCACCCCGGCGCUGCUGGUGGCCAUGCACGUGGCCUAUUACAGGCAGGAAACCGCCCGCAAGUUCAGGCGAGGAGAGAAGAGGAAUGAAUUCAAAGACAUAGAGGACAUUAAAAAGCAGAAGGUUCGGAUAGAGGGGUCGCUGUGGUGGACGUACACCAGCAGCAUCUUUUUCCGAAUCAUCUUCGAAGCGGCCUUUAUGUAUGUGUUUUACUUCCUUUACAGCGGGUACCACCUGCCCUGGGUGUUGAAAUGUGGGAUUGACCCCUGCCCCAACCUUGUUGACUGCUUUAUCUCUAGGCCAACGGAGAAGACCGUGUUUACCAUUUUUAUGAUUUCUGCGUCUGUGAUUUGCAUGCUGCUCAAUGUGGCCGAGUUGUGCUACCUGCUGCUCAAAGUGUGUUUUAGGAGGUCAAAGAGGGCGCGGGCACAAAGCAAUCACCCCAACCACACCCUAAAGGAGAAUAAGCAGAAUGAAAUGAACGAGCUGAUUUCAGACAGUGGUCAAAAUGCAAUCACAGGUUUCCCAAGUUAAACAUUUCAAGGUAAAAUGUAGCUGGGUCACAAGGAGACUUGUCUUCUCCAGAAGGCAAUGCCGACCUGACAGUCCCUUCUCUAGCCUGAAGAGUUUGUCUUUAUAAAUGACUUUCAUAGUAAAUAGACACCUGAGGUACCCUUUUGUAGGAUAUUUGUGCCAUUCUUACGCAACGUAAUCAAGUACGUGGUCCGUCUCUGGAAACAAGCGACUGCUUGAGAGAGGAGUGUUGCUGUCACUUCGACAGCUUCACUGGGCCUCUGACAAAGUGGGUACUUUCUGAAAAUUUGUGUAAUUGUUGUUGAUAAAGGACAGUUUAUCUAGAAAUUGAUACUUUUAUUAGGAAAAGAUAUUUUUAUAGGCUUGGGAGGUUUUUAGUUCUGACUUUGAAUUUAUAUAAAGUAUUUUUAUAAUGACGAGUCCUCCUUACCUGGAAAAACAUGCCAUGUUAGUUUUAGAAUUACACCACAAGUAUCUAAAUUUGGAACUUACGAAUCAGCUUCGAAGCGGCCUUUAUGUAUGUGUUUUACUUCCUUUACAGCGGGUACCACCUGCCCUGAGUGUUGAAAUGUGGGAUUGAUCCACAUUUCAAUGGAUUGAGGGUCUAUCUUAUAAAUAUUAUUUGCAUUGUCCGUUGGCAAAUUUGUGAACUAUCAUGGGACGCUUAAGGUGGAAAGUGUUCAUUGCACAAUAUAUUUUUACUGCUCUCUGAAUGCAGGCGGAACAGUACGGAAGCGGAAGGCUUUUUAACUCACCUAUUUGCCAAUCAUUGCAAACUGAAGCAUGAAUGUGAUUGCCUCAAUAAAGCUUGGCCCCGUUGCUUAAGCCUUCA